AUGAGAGGCUUCAUGAAUUCGAUCAAGGGCAAGCCAAGCAAGCAACAACAACAAACACAAGGACAGGCAUUCAGUAUAGUCAGAGUGGAUGACAAUGAGAAGCAACAACGACAGCAACAAAAGGAUGUGUUCAACGACAUCUCCAUCGUCAUCCUCACCUAUAUCACCUUUGAUGUCACCAUUGGCAUCACCUCCAGCUUCAGUUGCCAUGUCACCAACUAG
Acytostelium subglobosum LB1 is the source of this 222-nucleotide messenger RNA. RefSeq lists its product as hypothetical. NCBI's taxonomy places the organism in Eukaryota, Evosea, Eumycetozoa, Acytosteliales, Acytosteliaceae. The transcript is spliced from 2 exons. Bases 1 to 222 code for a protein of 73 amino acids. The record is from RefSeq and is a predicted model, not a curated record.